AUGAGUGUUUUUUCUUCGCUUUUAAAAAUAUACGCCAAAUCUGGACAGAUAAAUUCAACCGUAGCGCACCACUUUGCUCUUAUUCUAUUCAAUUGUUUCAACACAUUCGCAUUUACCUUUACCAUGCAACGACAACUUGUUUUUCUCGUUGUCAGUAUUGUUCUUUUCGGUAUUAGUUACACAUCAGCUGCCAAUUGGGCUGUGCUAGUAGCCGGUUCAAAUGGCUGGUACAACUACCGUCAUCAAUCUGAUGUUUGUCAUGCUUAUCAAAUCUUACACAAAAAUGGCAUUCCAGAUUCUAACAUCAUUGUUAUGAUGUAUGAUGACUUAGCUAAAAAUUCACAAAAUCCAACGAAAGGUAUCAUCAUCAAUCAUCCAAAUGGACAAGAUGUUUAUCAUGGUGUCCCACAUGAUUAUACUGGCAAAGAUGUUACACCAAAAAAUUUCAUCAAUGUUCUAUUAGGAAACAAAGAAGCUAUGAAAGGUAUUGGUAGUGGCAAAGUUCUGGAAAGUGGCCCCGAUGAUAAUGUCUUCAUCUACUAUACAGACCAUGGUGCUGUUGGAUUGGUCGCUUUUCCCACCGGUGUUCUCUAUGCCACGGAUUUAAAUACAACUAUCACCAAAAUGCACGCCCAGAAGAAAUACAAAGAAAUGGUUAUCUAUAUUGAAGCAUGCGAAUCUGGUUCAAUGCUUGAAAACAUUCUUGCUGAUAAUAUCAAAAUCUAUGGAACAACUGCAUCUAAUGCCGAAGAAUCAUCCUAUGCUUGUUACUAUGAUGACAAACGACAAACAUAUUUAGGUGAUGUUUACUCGGUCGUCUGGAUGGAAGAUUCCGAUGUCGAAGAUCUUAGCAAAGAAACAUUAUUUCAACAAUUCACAGUUACAAAACAAAAGACUAAUACCAGCCAUGUCAUGCAAUAUGGUGAUCUUUCUCUCGGCAAAAUGGAUACUGUUGGCGAAUUUCAAGGUGAAAAGAGCAAUUCAGUUAAACCUAGCCGUAAUAUCUUGAAAGAUCGUUACAAUGAAUUACUCCGUCGUGAUGCUGUUCCAACUGAAGAUGUUCGUAUUUCAAUCGUUUCUCGUCGUUUAGCAGCAGCUGAUGAAAAUUCAGUCGAAAAAUCCAAUUUAGAACGUGAACUAAUUCAAUUACUCAACGAUCGUGCUACCAUCGCCACACGUAUUCAACAAAUUGCAUCGACAGCGUUAUCAAUGAACCGUGGUGAUUACCUCGAAAUGGUUACAACCAAACGUAUGCGACUCACUCAACAUGCCUGUUACAAAUCCGUUACUCAACGCAUUCAGAAGAAAUGCUUCGAUCUUCCAAAUGAAUUCGUCUUGAAUAAACUCUACAUUAUGGCUAACUUAUGUGAAAUCGGCCUAUAUGACUUUACCAUCAAUCAAGCUGUUGACCAAGUUUGUCAAGAACGUCUUGAUUUCGUCUAUUAA
Messenger RNA from Adineta ricciae, 1446 nucleotides. The record is from the annotation of a GenBank genome assembly. NCBI's taxonomy places the organism in Eukaryota, Metazoa, Rotifera, Eurotatoria, Adinetida, Adinetidae.